This is a messenger RNA of Alternaria rosae, 687 nucleotides long. RefSeq lists its product as uncharacterized. The coding region runs from base 1 to 687 and encodes 228 amino acids. The transcript has a single exon. Lineage: Eukaryota; Fungi; Ascomycota; Dothideomycetes; Pleosporales; Pleosporaceae. The record is from RefSeq and is a predicted model, not a curated record.
AUGAAGCAUAUCCUAUCGCCAUCCCGAUGGUGCGCAGAAUCGCCUCCCCAAAUGGGCUCUUCAUUACCACCCACAACACCAUGGACCAGAAAACCUAAACGCAAAUGCCGCCUAAUCAUCCAUCCACCCAAGCAAAAACCACCAACAGCAACCUACCUACGCACACCCUUCAAUAAAUCCUACCGGUUCCCCAGCAUAAAGAAAGCCAAAAAUGACAUACGCGACUUCAACGAAAUGGAGUUCGUAGAACUAGGUGUUACGCCUCUCAUCCACAAGUGUGAAGAUAUGGGCGAUUUGGGACUGAGUGGCGUGUGGAUGGAAGAUGAUGAGAGAGGGGAGAAGGGCGAGAAGGAGUUUGGGAUUGGGUUGAGGUUAGAGAAGGAGGAGGAUGAGGGGAAGAGGAAGAAGGUAAUCUGGUUGAAGGAGAAGUUGUGGGGGAAGGGGACUUGGGCUGUUACGGGAGUGAGGGAGGAGGAGAUGGAGAUGGAGCGUGAGCGUUUGGCGAGAAGGGAGGUGCCGGGGUUUGGUGACGAGGAUGAGUUGGAGAUUAAUGGUGGACCUGUGAUGCACAGAGGGGUCCCAAGUUUCAAAGACUUCAACAAGGACGAGAUUGAUGGCGGGCCGUUACCAAAAAGAGAGUUUCCAAGGUUCGCUGGCAUUUACGAUAAUGCCAUGAUGGAUGGUUAG